Molecule: messenger RNA, 3165 nt
Organism: Linum trigynum
Lineage: Eukaryota; Viridiplantae; Streptophyta; Magnoliopsida; Malpighiales; Linaceae
Source: the annotation of a GenBank genome assembly
UACUCGAUUUGAGAUUCUGGAUCGCCAUCUACGUACAUAUUAAUUCCAUUCUUGAUAGGAAUGGAUUAAUAAUUAAGGCGAUACAUCCUGCAUUCCAAGAAAAAUAUUGAUGGGUUGAUCACCUUAUAUACUAACGAGUUAAUUGUGUUACUACAUACACAAAGUUGUCGAGUAGAUUGAAAUGAAAAUUAAUCGAUUUAUGAAGUAAAAUAUUUUAUGGAUUGAUUGUAUACUCAAACUCGUUUGAGAUCAACUCUAAUUUUUGACUUAUUACAACCAAACAAAUUGAAUUGCUUAUGUAAGAUUUUACAAAGAUUUAAUUAACUCGACAUGAGUUCGAAACUAAAUCAUGAUCCGAAAUUCAGCUCGAAAUGAAAUAAACUAAAUAUGAAAUCAAAACACAGAGGAAAACCACAAAACCAAACCCAAAACACGAUUGAUUUGGCUCGGUCUAAUUCAAUGUCAUUUCUAUCCAUCCAUUUCUUUGUUUUUAGUCAUCCAACAAAUACAAAACACAGUCUUGUUUUAUAUGUAAAGAAUUAAAACCGUAUUAAGCCAUACAUUUCGUUUGUCACUCCAUUUCCUCCUCUUUUUUUUUUUUUGUCCUUUAUAAUCUUCCCUUUUCUCUCCCUCCACCGGCCGUUUUAAAUUUUCCUUUGUAGUUUCCCCUUUGUCCUUGCUACUCUGCCGCCAUGAAACCAAAGCUCUGCCUCUAUUUCGCGACGGCGACACUAGCCGUCGCAAUCUCCUCCUUGAUAUUACUCCUCCCACCGAAUCUCAACAACUACGGCCGUCAUCUAAUUAACUAUUAUUAUAAUAAGCCCGCCGGCGAUCGUGAUAAUACAGCCGGCCGCCGGCGGAUCGAGUUCCUGCCGCUCGACGACGGGUCAGUGGGGCCGGAGAGUUUCGCGUUCGGCGGCGGAGGCGUAGGCCCGUUCACCGGCGUGUCGGGCGGCCGGGUGGUGAAGUGGGUGGAAGAAGAACGGCGGUGGAGCGAGUUCGCCGUCACUUCUUCUGAGAGAGAGGGAUGCGACGGGCUAGAUCCGCCGCAGCAGGAAGAGAUGGAGCCCAUUUGCGGCCGACCGCUAGGAUUGAGUUUCCGCGAAUCCAACGGUGAUCUCUACGUCGCUGACGCGUACAUGGGAUUGCUUCGCGUGGGGCCACGAGGCGGGUUGGCCGAUCGGAUGGUGACACGUGUCGACAAUACCCCUCUCGUCUUCACCAACGGCUUGGAUACUGAUCAGUCAUCCGACGUCGUUUACUUCACAGAUAGCAGCUCUCGGUUCCAGAGAAGGAUGCACUUAUUGAUUGUCAUCACUGGGGACAGUUCAGGGAGAUUCAUCAAGUACGACCCCAAAACUCAACAGGCGACGGUUCUGGCAAGCGACCUAAUGUUCCCAAACGGCGUCGCAUUGAGCCACGAUGGCAAGUCCGUACUGGUAGUGGAAACGACCAAUUGCAGGGUUUUGAAGUAUGGGCUCCAGAAUGGGGAGAUGGAAGUGUUUGCUGAAUUAGAUGGGUACCCAGAUAACAUCAAGAGAAGCCCAACAAGAGGUUAUUGGGUUGGGCUCUACUCCAAGAGGACAACGUUGCUGAAAUGGUUGGUCUCGAUUCCAUGGAUUGGGAAAUCCCUGGUGAAAUUGGUGCCCUUGGGUGUGAUCAAGAGGGUGAAGUCCAUGUUCAUGGGGAGUGGGAAUGUUGGGUUGGGGGUGAGGUUGAGUGAGAGUGGUGAGGUUGUGGAGGUUUUCAACAAGGGUGGUGAUGGUGGUGAUGAUUGUUCCGAAGAGUUCGGAUCGAUCAGCGAGAUCAUGGAGAACGAUGAUGGCGAGUUGUGGGUUGGAUCUGUCGAAUCACCUUUUGCUGCUAGAGUGCAUUGAUUGUCACGUUUUGGUUUCGUUGUUGCUUUAUACUAUGUCGACGAGUGUGUAUAAAGGAUAAAAAAAAAAGAACUGUACAAUUAAACUAAUCUAACCCUAUCAACAUUCAGCUCUAACAAUGUCAUCUUCAAAGGUCACAUCAUCUUCUUCUUCUUCUUCUUCUUCUUCUUCUUCUUCUUCUUCUUCUUCACUUUAGCAGGCUUCAUCUCUUUCUUCCCUAUCCGACAUUGUGCACGAUACUAAAUAGAUAAAGAAUUAUGUGAAUUUAGAAGGAAUAUGUCUCUUAUUAGUACAAUUUUAAUUUCUCGUAAAGUCAAGGUUAACAUUAUCAACAGUAAUUACUGUAUAGAUUAUGUUCCGAAUGUAUAGAUUGCAAUCACAAAAUAUAGAUGAACUUCAAAUAUGCCUAGUGUAAAUUCUUUUACCAUUUUUCUUUUAUUUGAAUACAAAAUCGAGAUCAAGCCCAGAAAAAAAAAAUCAUAGGUAUGAGCCCAUGGAACAUAUCAUGUUCAAGUAAAGUCAUAGAAAAAUGAUUAGAUUGAUUAACUAAACAACAUAAGGGAAGAUAAAAAUGGGAAACAUGAAUGAGGUACGUCCGGAAAAAAUGUCCCAUCAUUUGUUCAUCCCAAGCUUCUCUUUAGUGGCAUCUACAGCUUCCUGUGCUUUGAGAACCAGCCUGCACAACGAAAAAAAACGUAUAAAAAAACACUCAAAUGUAUUUAUAUGAGGAGUCAUCUUAGAUGGAAGACCUGAUGCAAAAAGGAGAGCACCAAGAACCUCUCUUGUUGCCAAUCCUGAAGGACGACAAACAUCAAAUCAAUUCGUCUGUUGAGAGUUGAGAAACUGGUCAUAGUGAUGCAAACAUGUACAUCGAGUUCUCUUGCAUUAGAAGGAUAGAUUCUCCGAAAUGUUGAUGCCGAAAAUUAUUUGUCUUCACGAUCUAGGGGGGAUUUUGUUUUAGUUUCCAAGAGUUUUUUUACGGGAAUCACAAAGUUGGCAAUUAGUAUUCACUUAACCUAGAUGUACAAAUUCUAUUUAUUGUAUAAAUAAUGCCAAUUUUUUGUAAUUAAGUUUUGAGUUCCAUAACCAUAAGUAAACCGUAUGGCUCUACUCACACUUCCAGAUCAGUGUACAUUCAAGCUAAUCCGAGAAGGUUAAGGAAUAGGAUGUUCUCGGGCCGGGUAUGUAGUGGCGUAGGAUCUGGGCCCGUUACAGAUUGUGGCAAUAAUGGACUGGGCUUUUGUUUCAUUAAUGUUUUGUUUGCGGAAAAGAAAAGGGCUUUAUCCAA